Columba livia (rock pigeon) is the source of this 1936-nucleotide messenger RNA. RefSeq names its product Rho GDP dissociation inhibitor alpha (gene ARHGDIA). Gene Ontology annotation, biological process: Rho protein signal transduction. Bases 180 to 794 code for a protein of 204 amino acids. Gene Ontology annotation, cellular component: membrane; cytoplasm; cytosol. Gene Ontology annotation, molecular function: protein binding; Rho GDP-dissociation inhibitor activity. The transcript has 6 exons. The record is from RefSeq and is a predicted model, not a curated record. NCBI's taxonomy places the organism in Eukaryota, Metazoa, Chordata, Aves, Columbiformes, Columbidae.
AGCGCGCGCGUGCCCCUGGGCCAAUCAGCGUGCCGGGCCGCGGCCGGAAGUGGGGCGCGGACUCAGCCCCUAACGGGAAGUGACGGGCGUGUCCCGGAAGUGCGGGGGCGCGCGGUGGCUGGGCGGAUCCCGCGUUGUCCCGGCGGAGCAGCGGGCCCGUGUGAGUCGCACGUGCGAGGAUGGCGGAGCAGGAGCCGACGGCGGAGCAGCUGGCCCAGAUCGCAGCUGAGAACGAGGAGGACGAACACUCCGUCAACUACAAGCCGCCUGCCCAGAAGAGCAUCCAGGAGAUCCAGGAGCUGGACAAGGACGACGAGAGCCUGCGCAAGUACAAGGAGGCGCUGCUCGGCGCCGUCACCGUGACUGCAGAUCCCAACGCCCCAAAUGUGGUGGUGACCAAACUGACGCUGGUCUGCGCUACGGCGCCCGGCCCGCUGGAGCUGGACCUGACAGGUGAUCUGGAGAGCUACAAGAAGCAGGCGUUUGUGCUGAAGGAGGGCGUGGAAUACCGGAUAAAAAUCUCCUUUAGGGUCAACAGGGAGAUCGUGUCGGGGCUGAAGUACAUUCAGCACACGUUCCGGAAAGGCGUGAAAAUUGACAAGACCGAGUACAUGGUUGGGAGCUACGGCCCCCGCGCAGAGGAAUACGAGUUCCUGACCCCCAUGGAAGAGGCCCCAAAGGGGAUGCUGGCCCGGGGCAGCUACAACGUCAAAUCCAAGUUCACAGACGACGACAAGACUGACCACCUGUCCUGGGAGUGGAACCUGACCAUCAAGAAGGAGUGGAAGGACUAGCCCUUCCUGGCCAAACCGAGAGCGUGAAUCAGACAGUGGCUCCCGUAGAAACCCCCCGUACCAAAGUGCUGACGUUGGAACCCUCUUCCCCUUCACGCCCCGAUACAUUUGACCAGAGCUCGGUUUGUAACGUGCCCCCUCCCCAGAGAACCGCUGAGCGCACAGAGCAGCCCGCGCCGCCCGUGUCCGGCCCCUGCCCGUCCCGUCCCAGCGCGGGGCGGCAGCGCUCGCUCCCCGGCGCGGCCCCGUGUCCAGCGCGGCUGCCGCCCGUGGGGAGCUGAGGAACUGACGCAGGCGGCUUUUGAAUCUGUUUAUCAGCUAAAAUCAUGUCCGGCCCCUCCCCGGCCCGUCCUGGGCACGCUGGCGGCUCCGUUUGUGGCUGUUCCCCGUAACCACGAUGCCUUAACGUGUAACACGGAUCCUCUCGGGAGGGGGCCGUGCCCUCGUUAACACUUUUUAAAUGCCACCCGCCCGCCGUCCCCCGGCAUGGCGCUCACCAGUCACACCCCGCGCGGGCUAUGGGAGAUUCACCAGUCCCCGCUUUGCUGCUGCUCUGUCCUUCGCCUGGGAUGGGACAUCUCCGGGGGCGUGUGACACCAGGUGACAGGUGCCCAGAGCCGCCCGCGGGACGCCGGCCCCGCCCCGGUGAGCUCCGGCAGCCUCAGCGGCACCGGGGGCAGCCAGGCCGGUGGGCACGUGGGUCACCGGUGCCGCCGCCACCUCACGGUUCUCGUUGCAGCCGUGGCCGCUGCAAAGCACUGAAAUCCCAGGCGGCCGCGGCUGCUCCUGGCGCCACAGCACGGGGCUGGCGAGGGACCGGCGUGCCCGGCGGGUGGUGCCUUACGUACCCGUGCUGCCUUCACAGCCUGUGCCUGGCCCGCCAGCGCCUGUUGCCUUGACAGCGGCCCUGCAGCCCCGUCCGAUCCCGCCGCGCUGAGGCUGAAUUAGAACCGGGACCAAGUACCUGCAGCUUCCUCGUAGCGACGUCUCUGCCUCUAACUCGCCCCUGCCCCGCCCCUAGAGAGAGUUUUGUCCAUUUGAUUUGGUGCAUAUUGUCUGUGAAUCCUCGACACGGGAUGACAGGUUUGGAAUCAUCGUCUGCUUCUCCUUUUAUGACAGUUAAAUAAAAUCUUUGAACUGCC